Neoarthrinium moseri is the source of this 2679-nucleotide messenger RNA. RefSeq lists its product as uncharacterized. Gene Ontology annotation, molecular function: RNA polymerase II cis-regulatory region sequence-specific DNA binding; DNA-binding transcription factor activity, RNA polymerase II-specific; zinc ion binding. NCBI's taxonomy places the organism in Eukaryota, Fungi, Ascomycota, Sordariomycetes, Amphisphaeriales, Apiosporaceae. Gene Ontology annotation, biological process: DNA-templated transcription; regulation of transcription by RNA polymerase II. The transcript has 5 exons. The record is from RefSeq and is a predicted model, not a curated record. Gene Ontology annotation, cellular component: chromatin. Bases 1 to 2679 code for a protein of 892 amino acids.
AUGCAGUCGAUCCAGUCCAUAGAGGGCCCGGGUCUUCCUGGUACCACGGACGAGAACGUGGAGGGCCGGCAGCAGAAGCCCAAGACCCUGCCCUGCAAGUACUGCAGUAAGCGAUUCAGGCGCGUGGAGCACGUUCAACGACAUGAGAGGACCCAUACUAAAGAGAAGCCCUUUGCUUGCGGGUGGGCGCGGUGCGGCAAGACCUUUGGGCGCAGAACCAACAAAGACUCGACCCAGAGUAAAUAUGCUUAUAUGGACAUCAGGGAUCUUCUUGUCCGACACGAGAAACUCGUCCAUCUCAAUGAAGGGUCGAACAAGGACAAUAGCCGGCCGCGGAAGCCGUCCACGGCCGGCGCUGUCCAGCACAUAUCCCCCGAAGCUCAUGUCGACGCCGAAAUGAUGGGCAUGCCUCGUGCACACCCUCAGCAUUACAGCAAUGAGCCUAUGAAUUCCGUUCCGGUGCACUCGCUGGCUCCAGAUCCUCGCAUGCCUGCCAGAGCGGCUGCCUGCAACCUGGAUCUGCUAUCUGACGCCGCAACGCAGAUCGCAUCGGCCAACGAGGUGAACUCCAUGCAACCCAUGAUGACAGAUAUGGGACAGCCCGCCGGGCCCAUGUCUCGCAUGAAACCCUAUGAGGAUGCCAUGGCGUAUGGGGACCGGGGCCGAGAGCAGGAGGCCAAUGCUAUGACAGUCCCCUUUCCUGGACAAGCGGUACCGCCUGCCUUUGACGACUACAAUUUAUUCCUAGAUGAAUUCGCAACUACGUCGCACUUCCUACCCCAGGUAUUUGAGACGGACCAGAACUUCGGAAUCUGGCCAAACAUGCAGAGAGGUGGUCAGUCGAAACCCGCCUCGCAAUUUCCGUCCCGUUUUCCGUCUGUUCAACCGGAUCCGAGAGACCCAGCUGAUGCUGGUGGCAGGGGCCAUGACGACUCGAACAGAACUUUACCCUUAAGGGUCUCUGCGAUGGACCACACUGUCAUCAAGAACCGUCUCGACGAGUUCUCGUCGGUGCUACCGAACGAUUUUGUAUUCCCAUCUCGUCAUACACUUACGAGAUUCCUUGAGGGAUACGUCGGUGGUUUCCACGACCAUCUACCCGUUCUACAUCUCCCAACUUUGACGCCAGCCGACCUCUCCCCAGAACUGUUGCUAGCAAUACUCGCUGUUGGUGCUCAACAUCGAUUCGAGAGCCACAGAAGUAACGCCCUGUGGUAUGCAGCAAAGGCUGUGGCUCUGGAACAGAUACGGCGGAGACACAGUCAUGAAGUUCACGGUCUAUUACCAACGCCCGCAGCCUACAGCCCACAUUCUACUCGACCUUCUCCAAGUCAUGGAUUCCGACACUCGUUCAGCUCUGUACAACAAGACCGGCCGAUGACCCAAGAUACACACCGAGAGCCGUACUCGCCUAAUACUCCACAAUCCCGUUUGGAGACAAUCCAAGCUCUCCUCUUGCUCUUCGCAGUAGGCCUAUGGGGAGCCAAGGCUAUUCUGCACGAAGCCUUAUCUCUCCAAAGUCUCCUAGCCAUGCUCAUUCGUGAAGAGGGGCUGCUGUCAGAGUCCACACAGACUGCCGACUGGGAAGCAUGGAUACGGAUCGAAGGGAUGAAUCGUACGAAGCUUAUCACAUACUGCUUUUUCAACCUCUGCAGCAUUGCUUACAAUAUGCCACCCCUGCUGCUCACAUCUGAACUCAACAUAUUCCUACCUCAUUCAUCCAAGCUCUGGCGAGCCGAAACUGCGUGGCAGUGGCAAGAGGCACGACACACUUUCCCGAGUAUGGACAUCUCUUUUCAGGAUGCAUUCUCAAGACUGUUCAGCCGGCCACCGCAAGGACCUCCCGCAUACCUGUCAUCGCUGGGCAACUAUGGGUUGAUUCACGCGCUCAUACAGCACAUCUUCUUACUCAAACAGACGUGCUUUACGUCAGCCCCUUAUGAAGCCCCUCGCGGUCUAAGGCCCGAUGAUGUCGAAGAGGUCUGGCAGGCGUUGAGGAUAUGGCAGAUGAGUUUUGAGCAGCACCAAGCUCGUGCGGCUGAGACAGGCCAGCCCAUGACCAGUGAUUCUUUUCCCGGUGGGCCCGUUGCCUACAACUCGACUGCUCUAUUGCGACUGGCCUCUAUCCGCCUGUUCACCGACUUGAGUCCUAGCAGGACUCUCGAGACACGCGAUGCAGGUCAGAUUGCUACUUCUUUCGGCGAUGCGCCGUAUCUGAUUCGAAGUACGCGUCUGAAUCGGGCGAUCAUGCAAGCUAUUCAUGCCCUGUCUAUGCUGGUGAAGCUUGGUGUCAAUUAUGUUGCGAGAAGGAAAUCUACCGAAUGGAGCAUGCAGCACUCCCGCCCGACAGAUCCUCCGCCAUCCUCAGAUGAGCGCAAUCUGCUAGAAAUGCUGCGGAGAAUGUUGGAUGAGACGGAAUUCGCAGUCCCCAUUGACCCUUCGCUUUCGGGAGGGCCAGGACACCCAUCUAACAUGGAUAUGGCUAUCAACGACAGUGCUAAGCUGCGUCAGCUCGCUGCCGCCGUGAUUCGAGUUUGGGCUGAGACCUUCAAGGGCUCUCACAUAUUCGAAAUUGUGAAGGUCAUUGGAAACGGCCUCGAAGGAUAUGCGGAUCUGAUCGAGAAGCCGCGGGAUAGGACGCCGCUCGGCAGAUUAGCACCAAACACGGGAUUGGGCUGA